This is a messenger RNA of Dipodomys spectabilis (banner-tailed kangaroo rat), 2602 nucleotides long. RefSeq names its product polypeptide N-acetylgalactosaminyltransferase 18 (gene Galnt18). Bases 508 to 2331 code for a protein of 607 amino acids. Lineage: Eukaryota; Metazoa; Chordata; Mammalia; Rodentia; Heteromyidae. Gene Ontology annotation, cellular component: Golgi apparatus. The record is from RefSeq and is a predicted model, not a curated record. The transcript has 11 exons.
CGCUGCCGCCGUCCUCCUGGCAGCGCGGGCGGGUCGGAUCGCCCAGGCAGCCGGCGCCUGGUGAUGGGAAGCGGCGCGGCCGGCGAUCCAGGCAGUGGCAAAGUUUCCCAGACGUGCGUAUCGGGGCGCACGCCUCCCGGCCACCCGUGACCGUUCUGGGAAGCCCUUAGGGAUUUUUUUUUUAAUUGGAAAAGAAAAAAAAAAAAAGAAAGAAAAUCCACCUCAUUUUCUUUGUCAAGUGUUCGCGGUCCGGGUGGCCAGCGGCGGAGCUGCAAACUUGGGCACGGCGGCUCCAUAGCCAAUAGACCCGGCUUUGGAGAAGCUCUGGACUCGGGCGCUGGGGUACCCAGCGGCCCAGGCGUGCAAAGGGUGUGUGUGUGUGUGUGUGUGUGUGUGUAAGACAGAGAAAGUGUGUGUGUGUGCGUGUGUGUGUGUGAGCGCCGGUGAGUCCGGGGCGCACAACGAGGAGGGGGGCCCCGGAGCUCUAUAUGGAGAAGAGAGCCCAGAAUGGUGUGCACCAGGAAGACCAAAACUUUGGUGUCCACUUGCGUGAUCCUGAGCGGCAUGACCAACAUCAUAUGCUUGCUCUACGUGGGCUGGGUCACCAACUACAUCGCCAGCGUGUAUGUGCGGGGGCAGGAGCCGGCGCCCGACAAGAAGCUGGAGGAAGACAAAGGGGACACUCUGAAGAUUAUUGAGCGUUUGGACCACCUGGAGAAUGUCAUCAAGCAGCACAUCCAAGAGGCUCCUGCCAAGCCUGAGGAGGCAGAGGCUGAGCCCUUCACAGACUCCUCUCUGUUUGCACACUGGGGCCAGGAGCUCAGCCCUGAAGGCCGCCACAUGGCCCUGAAGCAGUUCCAGUACUACGGCUACAACGCCUACCUCAGUGAUCGCCUGCCCCUCGACCGGCCCCUGCCUGACCUCAGACCCAGUGGGUGCCGAAAUCUCUCCUUCCCGGACAGCCUGCCAGAGGUGAGCAUCGUGUUCAUCUUCGUCAAUGAAGCCCUGUCGGUGCUCCUGCGCUCUAUCCAUUCAGCCAUGGAACGCACCCCCCAGCACCUGCUCAAGGAGAUUAUUCUGGUGGAUGACAACAGCAGCAAUGAGGAGCUGAAGGAGAAGCUGACCGAGUACGUGGACAAGGUGAACAGCCAGAAGCCCGGCUUCAUCAAAGUCGUGCGCCACAGCAAGCAGGAAGGCCUCAUCCGCUCCCGGGUCAGCGGCUGGAGGGCAGCCACGGCUCCAGUGGUGGCACUCUUCGAUGCCCAUGUGGAGUUCAAUGUAGGCUGGGCAGAACCCGUGCUCACUCGCAUAAAGGAGAACCGAAAGCGGAUCAUCUCACCAUCCUUUGAUAACAUCAAAUACGACAACUUUGAAAUUGAGGAGUACCCGCUGGCCGCCCAGGGCUUUGACUGGGAGCUGUGGUGCCGCUACCUAAAUCCCCCCAAGGCCUGGUGGAAGUUGGAGAACUCCACAGCCCCGAUCAGGAGCCCUGCUCUCAUUGGCUGCUUUAUUGUGGAUCGGCAGUACUUCCAGGAGAUUGGCCUCUUAGAUGAAGGCAUGGAGGUCUACGGAGGAGAGAAUGUGGAGCUUGGGAUCAGGGUGUGGCAGUGUGGUGGGAGCGUGGAGGUCCUGCCCUGUUCGAGGAUUGCCCACAUCGAGCGAGCCCACAAGCCCUACACAGAGGACCUCACUGCUCAUGUCCGCAGGAAUGCUCUCAGGGUAGCUGAAGUCUGGAUGGAUGAAUUUAAAAGCCAUGUGUACAUGGCAUGGAACAUACCCCAAGAGGACUCAGGAAUUGACAUCGGAGACAUCAGUGCACGGAAGGCUCUGAGGAAACAGCUUCAGUGCAAGACCUUCCGGUGGUACCUGGUCAGCGUGUACCCAGAGAUGAGGAUGUACUCUGACAUCAUUGCCUACGGGGUGCUGCAGAAUUCCCUGAAGACGGAUCUGUGUCUUGAUCAGGGGCCAGACACAGAGAAUGUUCCCAUCAUGUACAUCUGCCAUGGGAUGACACCCCAGAAUGUGUACUACACCAGCAGCCAGCAGAUCCACGUGGGCGUCCUGAGCCCCACGAUCGAUGACGAUGACAACCGGUGCCUGGUGGAUGUCAACAGCCGCCCACGGCUCAUCGAGUGCAGCUACGCCAAAGCCAAGAGGAUGAAACUCCACUGGCAGUUCACUCAGGGAGGCCCCAUCCAGAACCGCAAGUCCAAGCGCUGUCUGGAGCUGCAGGAGAACAGCGACCUAGAGUUCGGCUACCAGCUGGUACUGCAGAAGUGCUCAGGCCAGCACUGGAGCAUCACCAAUGUCCUUCGGAGCCUGGCUUCCUGACCUCCAAGCUGCCAUCAGCCUCCCCUUUGCUACUGUGUAGCAUUUGCUGCAAUGUCGCCUGCUGUCCGCGUGGGGUUGUUUGGAGUCUGGGGGUGCCAGGUUAGUGGGCCCCCUCCACAGAGCUUUUUAUUUCCUAUCGAUUUUCACGGAGUUUAUAGAAAGAUGACGGGUGGUGGGUGAGGGUAUAAUAUCCUAAACUAUUUUGCAACUGUAAAUAGGGGACAUGGAAAAUAUUUAUAACUGACAAUAAAAUACGAUUGAUUAAGAAAAA